GAGGUUUCAAUUAAUUCAUUCAUAUUUCAUUCUAUUGUCGUGCGUGUGGAUUGUCGGUUCCACAUUCGCAGUUUAAGCAAAAUGAAAUCUGUUUUGUUUCCGUAUGUGCUAUGCUUAAGCCUAAUGCUCAUUCUAGCUGAAACACAGGCUAAUGAAAAUGAGUCUUGUGUGGCAAUCAGAAUCGCAGAGGAACAAUGUGGAGAGCACACCUUUAAGGCUGUGAGACCUUUGUUAAAGUAUAUUCAUCAGAUGAAGGAGGAAAUGGAAAACAAUAACAAUAAAAUUGAAGGCAAAGACAGAGAAAUCAAGCAACUGCAGCAAAAGCUAGCCGCGCGUAAUGAAGAUCUUAUCGCGGAACAGAAAGCUCAGAUUGAUUUAUACAAACAGAGUAUCAAAGAGCUAACCAACAACGUUUUGUUCAUAAAAGAGGAAAUGGGUAGACUUAUUUCCAAUGCCUUGAAAAUUCAGGACUAUGAAGAGCAGCUGGAGAAACAAAAGAAGUCAAUUGAUCAACAGGCCCAGCAAAUAUCCGAACUCAACAACGAAAUCAACAAGAAACUAAAAAGCCACGAAGAGAAGCCCGUUUACGGUAAAUGCACCGAUACUCCGGGUAUUCAUAAGAUUAAACCGGAUCAAGGACCUCCUUUCGAUGCACUUUGUGACAGUACGACAGCAGGUCCUGGCUGGAUGGUUAUCCAGCAGCGAAUCAAUGGUAGGGAGGAUUUUUACAGGAAUUGGGCCACUUACCGUGAAGGCUUUGGUUCCUUUGAUGGUGAUUUUUUCUUAGGACUUGAAAAGAUUCAUCGCUUGACGCGCGCCCAGCCUCAUGAGCUCUACAUACAUAUGGAAGGAUUUGAUGGAGACAUCAAAUACAGAAGAUACGAUCAAUUUGGCAUUUCUGGCGAGGAGGACCAAUACACCUUGAUCAGCUUAGGUGAAUCUGAGGGCAGUGCAAAAUAUGAUUACUUCGAAUGCCACAAAGAUAAGAAAUUCACCACAUUCGAUCGUGACAAUGACAAUUAUCAUCGCAACUGCGCGAGCCGAGACGAACGUGGAGGUGGCUGGUGGUACGAUUAUUGUGGAUUCAGCAAUUUAAAUGGCAAAUACUAUGAUUACAAGGUGUCCAAAGUUGAUGCCAUAUUUUGGGAUGGGAUCACCUCCUUGAAGACAGUCAAAAUGCUUAUACGCCCCAAAAGCAAAGGAAAAUAAAAUAAAAAACUUAUAUGUCUAGCAUUUAUUGUAAAAAAGCUUAAGCUGUUGUACAAUUUAUUUAUUAAUAAAUGCAGAUGCUGUAAUCCCAACUAAAAUUCACAACAGACG
This is a messenger RNA of Drosophila virilis, 1320 nucleotides long. RefSeq names its product microfibril-associated glycoprotein 4-like. The record is from RefSeq and is a predicted model, not a curated record. NCBI's taxonomy places the organism in Eukaryota, Metazoa, Arthropoda, Insecta, Diptera, Drosophilidae.